AUGCCAAAUGCAGAAUUCACGCAAAGAAAAUGGUCGCAUAUUGAUGGAUUGCAGUUAGCAGAUCCUUGCACACCACGCCCACCAUCCGCCGGACAUGGUUUUAGUCCGGCCGUAUGUGCUUCACCGUCGACUCCAUAUCAAUUAUCUUCACACUCUGCAGCUAGCCUACCAUCACCACAAUCUAAUGCCAGUCAACCAGCUGGUGGUCCUGCCUACGGCUUUAGUUUUCCUUCAUUUGAUAUCAAUGAGAAAACUGAUAAAGAUAAUUUGAAUAAUAAUAAUAACAGCAACAACAACAACAAUAACCCACAACAAAUAGGAACAAUGGCUGGAAGUAUGUCAAAUGGUGGAGCUGUACUUUUAGGUAAUACAAUAGCUGGCAGUGUAUCACAACACCAGCAACAUAAUACACCACCACAUCCACAACCAGAUUCAGAGCGUUUGCGUCAUUUGCUUACAAAUAAAUCACAUUCACUCACAUCUUCCCUGCUCGGAACAGACAGUAGUGAUGACAAGGACAAUAAUCUGUCAAAGUUCUACAAACAGGGUCUGGUUAAUGCAGAUGAAGAUAAAGAUGGAAACGGACCAGGUGGUAGUAGCUCGAGUUGCUCGAGUAUAUUUAAAAUGUCUGCUGGUGGACCAAAUUCACGUUUUGGUAGUGGCUUGCAAAAAUCAUCGAAUUCUAGUAAUCCUAUGCUGCUUUCGUUAUUAAAUGAAAGACCUGAUGAUGAUGAAAGUAAGGGUGGUGCAACAACAGGUCGUCAAAGUGAACUAUUACGACAAUUGCAAAAGGAUGAUGGCCAUCACGGGCAUAGUCAUAGUCACGGACAUGGGUCCCACUCCUCAAAUUUGUCAACUGAGGAACUUAAACGUAUACUCAAAAUACAAGGUGAUCCUUCAAUGACUCGCAAGCGUUCAUUAAAUGAACCAGAUGAUGGUAUUUCGCCAAAACGUUCUGAAGAUCGCCCCUCAAAAUUACGUGCAAAGAACAAAAUGCUCGCCUCACUAUUAGAGAAUCCGCCAAAGAUUCCAGUGCUGCAAACACCGCCCCAAGUUAAAACUAUACCUGAUAUAACUUCAUCAACGGUGAAUCGUGUUAGUUCCACACUUGGUUCUCUUGGUGCAGGACCUACGACAAGUAGUCUCGGCAUGUCAACAAAGAGUGCAACACUAACAACGACACAAGCCAAUACCGCUAAUAUAGUCGGAACAGGACGCGGUGGCGGUCGUAAACAACAACAACAGCAGCAACAGCCUUCCGAUGCCUACCUCACACAGCACCAGCAACAGCAAAAUUUAGUAGCUGCUGGUGUUGCAAAUCUACAACGACCUCAACAACAGACGCAAAUGAGCUAUGCGUCAGUGGAGCAUUCAUUCGUAUCGUCACCACUAAAUACAACAGCUACCUCAGCCACAGCAGCUGCAACAUCAACAGUUACAUCGCAAGCUGCUGCGCAACAAUUACAAUCACUCAGCGCAGCGGAUGGUGAUCCUGAAUUAUCACAAUUAUUGGAUAGUGUUAUGGAUUAUGUAGCAGAUGAUCAGCCUUUUGUUGCAACAACACCAACAGCAAUAACGGGUCUAACGCAACAAGAAAUGAACGAACGUGUCGCUAUUAGCGCUAUACAAAAAUCACUUAUGGUGGAGACAUCGGUGUACGGAACUGGGCAACAAGCACAGUUACAGCAACAACAACCACAGCCACCUGCUUAUCCUGGUAAUAUGUUAGGUAAUUUAGUGCAACAGCAGCAGCAACAACAACAACAUCAACAGCAAAUGUUGCAAUUAAUAAGGAACAGUCAAGCUGGCGGAGCUCAACAGCAAGCAUCAAUGCAACAGUUGGUGGAAGUUAUGCGCGCCAAUGUGAAUCAGGGAUUUCAGCGACCCCCGCCCAUGUAUACAGCGCGUGGACGAGUGCCGAUGAAUGCAGUUGCUACUCCUGGCGGUAAUGUUAUAUCACCAGCACAACAAUAUCGCGCUAUGAAACAACAACAAGCACAAAAAGAACGUCUGUUGCAGCAACAACAAAAACAGCAAUUAUUAGUGCCUGAAAGUGCAACGGCACGCAACGAUCAAUUAUGUUUAAAUCCAGGUAUUAAUAAUAUUGGCACUUUGUUGAAUACCACAGUAGCUCCAAACGUUUCGUUAUCACGCACAAAUAUGCCAUCAGAUUCUCAAUUGAGUCCCAAUUUUGCUCAAAGCAUGAUGCAACAGCAAUUAAGUCCAGGACAGCGUAAUGCACUAUUUAGCCCACAACCAAAUCAAGGUUAUGUACCACAAUAUCCGCAGAAUGCACAACGUUUGUCACCGCAACAACAACAACAACUGAACCAACAAGCUAAUGCCCAACAGCAGCAGCAACUUUCUUUCCAGAAUGCACAGGGUCAGGGUGGUGUUAGUGUUGCAGCACAGCUGUCACCACGUCAACCAACCUACGGUGCUGGUAACGCUGGUGGUAAUGCCGGCGUUGUACAAUCACCAGGCAUGUCGAAUGCCUCACCACAGCAGUGGGUAGCUGCAGCAGCAGCAGUUGCAGCCAAUAAUGCCAACAAUGCAGCACAACGUGGCGGUCACUCAUUGCAGCAACAUAACCCCAUGUUGAGUGCGCAAUUACAGGGUGUAAGUCCGUAUAAUGCGCGCCAAUAUCAAAGUCAACGACGUGGUCUUAACUCACCAAGUGGUGCAGUGCCUGGUAGUAUGACAACAGUUACUUUACAGCGUCAAAACUCGUUUCAAACAAAUGAUAGCGGUUUCAGUGGUCCAUCAACAUCGCCAUCGCCACAAUCUCCAUACGGUGCUGGCACCACUGUAUUUCAACAACAACAAAUGCAACGCAUGCAACGCCAAAGCAGUGUGCCACAAGCAACACAACAUUUGCCUGGCUCACCACGCCCUUUUGGCGGUACAAACUCUUCCAAUCUUGAUAAUGGAGGCGUCGUCGGUGUCAAUAAUACCCUUAGUGGUAAUAUUAGCAUCAAUGGUGGCAACGGUGGCGUUAUACCAAUCAGUGGCAAUGGUUAUGGAGGUGCUGCCGGCAUGAUGUACAAUAAUAUGCCGUCACAGGGUGGCCCACAUACACCAAAUGAUUUCUAUGGUCGCACACAGACCGCUGGUAACACUUCUAACUCUUCUGAAUUUGUAAAACAAGAACUCCGCGCGGUUGUUAGUGGACGUGCACAACAACAGAAUGCGGCAGCGGCCGCUGCAGCUGCAGCUGCUGCGAAUGCGAGUGGUGCCGGUGGUAAUGGUGUGCCUGGUGGUGGCGGUAAUAAUGGCGGUGUUACUGGUAAUGUUGUACCUGGCGGCUUACGUGCUAUCACACCACAGAGCCCACUAAGUGGUAUGGGACCAAUGAUUGGUGGUAAUGCUAGCAAUUGUGGUGGUAAUAAUGUGAAUGCAAAUACAUUGGCUAGCUUACAACAGCAGCAAACUGGUAAUAACGGUGGAGGCGGGGGAAGUUGCGGUAAUGGUCCCAGUGGUGGUAAUGGCGUUACCGUUGGUGGUAAUGGUUGCGGUAAUAAUAGUAAUUCACUAUUACAUACACCACCAGAUCCAACAAUGAACUUUAAUUUUGACGCACAAGAUUUUUUCGGAAGCAGUGCCACGAGGUGACCUUAAAAUUUUAUGUUCCACCCAUACAUAUACGACGACUUCGAUUACGGAUAUAUGAGUUAAAAAAAUGAGUCGUUAAAAAUAGUUGUUAUGUUACGUAUAACGUAACGUAAAAAUGUGUCUAAUGUUUUACGUAUAAUAACGCUAACAACAACAUCCAAAUAGAAAAAUCAAUAAAUAUAUUGUAAAGGAAAGCUAUAAAAAUAGAAAUUGCAAA
Molecule: messenger RNA, 3829 nt
Organism: Teleopsis dalmanni
Lineage: Eukaryota; Metazoa; Arthropoda; Insecta; Diptera; Diopsidae
Product: neurogenic protein mastermind-like
Exons: 11
Coding region: 1-3612 (1203 amino acids)
Biological process (GO): cellular response to hormone stimulus; positive regulation of transcription by RNA polymerase II
Cellular component (GO): nucleus
Molecular function (GO): nuclear receptor binding
Source: RefSeq, a predicted model, not a curated record